Dipodomys ordii (Ord's kangaroo rat) is the source of this 1002-nucleotide messenger RNA. It is a transcript of the gene Tigar, whose product is annotated as TP53 induced glycolysis regulatory phosphatase. Gene Ontology annotation, cellular component: cytosol. Bases 1 to 834 code for a protein of 277 amino acids. The transcript is spliced from 5 exons. Gene Ontology annotation, molecular function: fructose-2,6-bisphosphate 2-phosphatase activity. Gene Ontology annotation, biological process: negative regulation of programmed cell death; regulation of pentose-phosphate shunt; fructose 2,6-bisphosphate metabolic process. The record is from RefSeq and is a predicted model, not a curated record. NCBI's taxonomy places the organism in Eukaryota, Metazoa, Chordata, Mammalia, Rodentia, Heteromyidae.
AUGACAUCAGGUGGUGAUAUGUUCACUCAUUCAUUCAUUCAUUCAUUCUUCUCUUUUAGUGGAGAAACGAGACUCAACAAAGAGAAAAUCCUUCAAGGGCAGGGCGUGGACGAGCCCCUCUCAGACGCCGGCCACGUGCAGGCUGCGGCGGCCGGCCGGUUCCUGAGCCGCGUGGUGUUCACACACGCCUUCUCCAGUGACCUUACCAGGACCAAGCAGACUAUUCACGGGAUUUUGCAGGAAAGCAAAUUCUGCAGACAGCUGACGGUGAAGUACGAUCUGAGACUUCGGGAAAGGAAGUACGGGAUCGCCGAGGGCAGAGCCCUGAGUGAGCUGCGGGCCAUGGCCAAGGCUGCUGGGGAGCAGUGCCCGGCCUUCACCCCGACCGGAGGCGAGACGCUGGCACAGGUGAAAACGCGUGGGAAGGAUUUCUUCGAGUCUCUGUGUCAGCUCAUCGGGGACGAAGCUGCCAGCAGAGGCCCGGCGCCCCCCAGCGCCCCGAGCCAGCGCCUGGAGACCCUGCUGGCAGAGGUUUCCCCUCCAGGACAAAGUGACAGGUGGGACUCGAACUCACAGCCCGCCGGCCCGGGCCUGGCAGCCAGCGUCCUGGUGGUGACCCACGGCGCGUACAUGAGAAACCUGUUCGAUUACUUCCUGACCGACCUCAAGUGCUCCCUGCCCCCCGCCCUGGGCAAAUUCGAACUCACGUCCGUCAGCCCCAACACGGGGAUCAGCGUGUUCCUGGUGAGCUGUGAGGAGGGCCGGCGGCCCGCGCUCCAGUGUGUGUGCAUGAACCUGGUGGAGCAUCUCCACGAGGCCCCCGACACUGCCUGAGGGGUGUGGGUCGCCCCCAGACCCUCCCAGCCCCGGAGCGGGGGGGUCCCCCGGCCCGCUGUAUUUCCAGACACGGCGAAGAACUGGCCCCAUCAAACAGCAGCAUCCACCUGCCCGUGCACCUGCCGCUGCCUGUGUCUUGUUAUUUCUUCGUGCUGGUCCUGGGAC